Messenger RNA from Wallemia mellicola CBS 633.66, 3281 nucleotides. RefSeq lists its product as hypothetical. The transcript is spliced from 4 exons. The record is from RefSeq and is a predicted model, not a curated record. Lineage: Eukaryota; Fungi; Basidiomycota; Wallemiomycetes; Wallemiales; Wallemiaceae. The coding region runs from base 243 to 983 and encodes 246 amino acids.
UACUUAUUCUGCCUUAAUCUUAGAGAUAGACAGACGACCAUCUAGUGUGUAGUAUAUUUCAUAUAAACACAUUCAAGCACACAGUUAUCACUAGAAACUUACAUCUCAAGAUCUCGGAAGAAGUCUAGAUAGAAGAUACGUCCGCAUAAUAAUACUAAUAGACAGUAUAAACGGCUUACUAUUUAUCUUAAUUUUAUCAGCAGCUACACCUCUUGAUUAAGAACGACGAAGGGUGUAAGAAAAUGAGGAACUACGUCUACAGCCAGCCUGAGCAAUCUUUUGGUAUGACAGACUACAAGCCAUCGAACGUUAAAUCAUAUAGGAAGAGAGAGAGAGGCGCUGCAAGCCGCAGAGGUGGCAUAAUAGGCUCUAUAUUCAGGUGGAUAUUCUGUGUUCUCAUCCUUGGUAUAUCUAUCGUUAUCGGUGUAUUAGCAACUAUCGUUUUAUACGUCAAACCACCUAAUAUCACGUUCGUCGGUGUACGAGAACCCGAAAACGGUAGCACAGUAUCUGCAGUAAACAACGCCUUAAAUAUAAAUUUUGAUCUCGAGAUAGUAGUAGACAAUCCAAACACUUUCGGUGCAACAUUUAACUCUCUUAAUGCACAGCUUUUCUACGGCGGUACAGGUAUUCCAAUCGGUUAUGGCAGAGUUGAAGAUAUAGACAUCGACGGUGAAAAUACAACCGAUUUCAGAUACCCAUUCCAUAUCGUCUAUCAAGCAAACGUUGACCCUGACAAAACUGUUCUCAGCGGGUUACUCAACAGCUGCGGUUUGGUUAGCCAAGGGGAGAAUCCACCUAUAGAUAUAGACUACGAUUUGCACGUCGACAUUAAAGCACUGAGUGUCAACGUCAAACAAACAAUUAGUAACUCAAUGUCUGUUCAAUGCCCUGGAUUUAGUGAAUCCAUGCUCGAAGAAGCCGUUGGUGAUACGAUAUCUGUCUCAGAUUUGGUUGGCCAGCUAACAAGACAGCAACAAUAAUAAUAGUAGUAAUAAUAAUAAUAAAUAUCUAUAAAAACAUUCUAACCUCUUAAUAAUGAUAAAGCAUAGUCUUCCUCUUGUUGUAAAUUCCUCUUUACUUUCUUAUGAGAUGGUUCCUCACUUUCACUUUCACUUUCGCUCUCGUCCUCGCUUCCGCUUGGUGGUAAAUCAAAUUCAGGUGAUACAUAGCCAUCAUCAAGGUCAUCACCUCCGAUGACAGCUUCUCCUGCUCCUUCAUCGUCCUCAUCAUCAUAAUCAUCUCUUUCUCUUUCUCUUCUCUUACGUUUCUUCUCAUCACGCUUCUCCUUUGCUUGUCUCUUAUUCUCAAUAUCAGCUUGCUUGAGUUUUUCAUUCUGUUCCUCGAUAAACUUCUUCUUCUCCUCUUCAACGUCAACAUCCUCGCCCUUUUGUAACUCAUAGAUUUCGUGAGCUUGACCGUCAUCGUCAAAGCGAAGUUUAUGUCCAGGUUCACUUUUACCAGCUACCGCUUUCUUUGAUUGACCCGCCUUGAGUUUGCGUUUUGAGAGGUUACCAGCUGCGUCCUCAAGAUCGCUUCCAUCACCUUCAAGAUCAUGAUCACGUCUCUUUAAGGUGAUAAAGUCAUCCUCAUCUGAACCAUCAUUUCUAUCAAUGAGAGCGUUGUAAUGCUCGGACAACUGUCCUUGAUUUUUACGUUCGAAGAGUCUAUCAUAUUUAGUUCUAACGCCUGGUUUCGAUUGUUGAUUCUUUAGUGAAUAAUUAGUAAUAAAGCAUCGAUAGCGUAUGCUCACUCACAUUUGAUGUCUCAGGAUCAGAUGAAUUAUCUUCCGAAUCGGAUCCAUCUUCAGCUUCACUUGAUUCCUCUUUCUUGGCGUUCUUUUCAUUCUUCCUUGCUUUUGCUUUCUCUGCAGCCAUGAAUUUAACUUUCGGUACACCAGGCAAACCCAAACUUGAUGCAUACUUUUCAACAGGUAAUUUAGCAACGUUGAAUGUUUCUUUAUCUUUUUGAAGAUAUACCGAACGGAUGUAACUAACGAAAGCCUUCUGAGCGAGAUAUUUAAUCUCUGUAUCUUGGAAAGCAUGUGCUUGAAGUGCAUUUGAGAUUGGCUGCAUCAAUUUCUCCUUAAUCUUUAACAACUUCGGUUCAAUGUGUUUUAUUUUCAAGUUGUUGAGUAUUCCUUCGCGUUCGGAUGGCUCAACAAGCAUGAGUGAGCUUCCUUUGCUGUUAUACCUCGCCGUUCUACCAACUCUAUGAAUGUAUGUGUCUGCAUCUUCGGGUAUAUCUAAUUGAACUACCCAAUCAACCGCAGGAAUAUCAAGACCUCGAGCAGCGAUAUCUGUAGCGAACAAAACUGCAUGUGAUGCUUGACUAAAUUUUGUCAAUGUUGCAUUACGCUUGGUUUGCUUGAGUUUUCCAUGAAGGUGCAUUAAACUAGUUCCCGGUCGAAGGUGACUGAAUGUCUCGUAGAUGUGUCUAACCUGCUUGCAAGAGCUGGCGAAAACAAGUACCUUAUUCUUCAAAUGCGUCUUUAUGAAACCAAAUAGGACGUCCAAUUUCCUAUCUAAGGGUAUGACUGAAUAGAACUGUGCGAGAUUCUUUGGUGUUGGAUCCUCACCAUUAUCACCUCCAAUUUGAACAUACGAAGGGUUGUUCAAACUAAGCUUCGCUAAUGACGCCACAGAUGGUGAUAUCGUAGCUGAGAAUAAUAAGUUCUGUCUAGUGUGUGUUGGUGGCAACUGUUCGAGUAUCGCUUGGAUGGUUUUCUGGAAACCCAAAUCUAAUAUUCUAUCAGCUUCAUCGAGAAUAAGUAGUUUAAGAUUAUCGGCGUUGAAACCAUAAGUUUCAUCCAUAUGUUGUAGUAAUCUACCAGGUGUGGCUAUUAAAAUAUUCAUUCUAUUCAACCUCGUCUUCUCUUGUUGUACAUUUUUACCACCGAUGAGCAAUCCCGCUGAGAAUGAGUGGUGAUUACCAAUAGAAUGUAAGACUUUAAAUAUCUGAAGUGCUAACUCUCUCGUUGGUGCCACAACCAAUGCACCUAAUCCAUCCGUAUUCGACCACUUAUCCUUGUAUAAGGACUCUAGCAUUGGUACAAGAUAACUGAGAGUCUUACCAGAGCCAGUUCUAGCAGAACCGACGAGGUCUUUACCCUUGAGUGCUAAAUGCGUAGUAGCAGACUGUAUUUCAGUCAUUUUAACGAAACCAUUGGCUUUCAAUCCUUUCUUUGAUUGAUUAGAAAUUGGUAAUUCAUUGAAAAUGUUAGUUUUCUCAUUUAAUUCCCCUUGUAAGGCUUUCAAUUCUGUUAGAUUUUUGUCAUCCGC